Molecule: messenger RNA, 549 nt
Organism: Arctia plantaginis
Lineage: Eukaryota; Metazoa; Arthropoda; Insecta; Lepidoptera; Erebidae
Source: the annotation of a GenBank genome assembly
AUGUCAUCAGACGACUAUCAAGUCCAAAAUAUAUAUAGGUAUUCGAGAAGAUCGUACAAAAAGAAUAGAAGAGAAUCAAACGACGAUGAUGAUAUGAGUCCAUGUGAGUCUAUCAACAUAGGUACGCCGGAAGUGUCGCCGAGAAGUGAUGUUGCUGCUGCCAACUCGCCAGGGUGCAGGUGUGAUUUAGACCCUGAAGUCGAGAUCGCCAAUAUACUCCAUAAAAAAUGUCCAGUAAUUACAUUAGCUCAACAGCAGUUACAAAGGCUUCUGGAGGAAACAGAUAAAAUACUGUGUGACAACACAAGAUGUUGCAGAUCAGUAUAUGAUUUUCUGUGCUUAUGUCAAACAUUCCUGAGCCAAGACAAGUGUCGCUGUAUCUUAAUAUUUUUUAUUUGUUCAUCAUUUCUCACGGGCCUUUUAUUUGGAGCUGCAUCAUGUGGAUCUUACCUCGGACGAUUUAACAGCCCCAUUCUCGCUUGUGUCGACAAUUUUUUUAUGACUAGUACAUAUUCUAGUAUAGAGGACUCGUAUCGAGCCAUAGUAUGA